Messenger RNA from Chrysoperla carnea, 2038 nucleotides. RefSeq lists its product as uncharacterized. Gene Ontology annotation, biological process: negative regulation of meiotic nuclear division; regulation of mitotic nuclear division. The transcript has 5 exons. NCBI's taxonomy places the organism in Eukaryota, Metazoa, Arthropoda, Insecta, Neuroptera, Chrysopidae. Gene Ontology annotation, cellular component: nucleus. The record is from RefSeq and is a predicted model, not a curated record. Bases 1 to 1818 code for a protein of 605 amino acids.
AUGUAUGCAGAUGAUACCUCUGUGAUAUUAUCUUCAGAUAAUAUACAUAGUUUAAUGAAUGAAAUGAAUAUUGUAAUACAACAAUUUGCUGAUUGGUGCAAAAAUAAUCAUUUAAUUAUAAACGUGACUAAAACAACCUUUUUAGUUUUUAAAAAUAAAGUUAAUGAUGCAUCAGUUAUUACGUCAUCAAUAAAAUAUCCGAUUACGCAAGUAAGCGAAAUGAAAUCCUUAGGUAUAAUUUUGGAUGAAGGUAUGAAAUGGAAUCGACAUGUUGAUACAGUGUGUAAAAAGUUAGGCACGGCUUAUUUUUAUAUCAAAAAAUUAAAACAAACUCAUAACACUGAAGCUUUAUUGGCUGUGUAUUAUGCGUUUGUAUAUGCUGCCAUGCAGUAUUGUAAUAUUAAACUUGAAAAACAACCUACAACAGAACUCAUUAUUAAAGAUGAAAUAUUAGAAAAUAGCGGUGUUACAAUGGAAAAUGAACGAAUUGAAGAAGUUCAAGAAGAUAACUUUACAAUGGAACAUCGACCAAUUAAAAAUGAAGUUUUAGAAGACAGUGUUACAUUAAAAAAUGUACGAAUUAAAAAUGAAAAACUAGAUAGCAGUGAUAUGGAAUCUGAACAAAUUCAUGAAAAUUUGACGAUAAUCAACUAUGGAAAUAUUAUGCUUGAAAAACAACCUAAAACAGAAAUCAAAGUUGAAAAUGAAACAUCGGAUGAAAGUGAUUUAGAAACACAUCAAGGUCAAAAUAAAGAAAACGAAUUUUCAUAUGACUCUUCAAGUGAAAGUGAUGAACAGGAAGUUUCGUGUCCUAUUUGCAAUAAAAGCUUUAAUGAAAAUCGUACGGAUUUCUUUCAAUUAUUUAUCGUAAAAUCAUCAAAUUCACAUCUUUGCAAGAAAAUUCUAAGUUAUGUGGAUCCAAUCGAUUUAUCUGCAUUAGAUUGUGUGUGUAAAUGUUCGAGUCAACUAAUACGUAAAACCGAUUCUUUAAAUCAAAUACGAUUAAAUUAUUUGUAUAAUGUGAAAAUUUAUAAGGAAAAUGUGAAAAUAUUAAAUAAUAAUAAUUUUAAGACAUCAACACCAAACGAUUUGUCAAAGCUAAAUAAACAUGCGCCAUUAUUACAACAUAGUGUUGAGAAAAGUUUAAAGGAAAUACCAUUGUUGGAAUUGAAUCAAUUAUUACCACGUAAAUCAUCGCAAAGUACUCCAGAAGUUAGUCCAAAUAAACGUAAAUGGUUGAAAUAUUUUAAGUUAUCACAAAAUUUACUACCAAAUGAAACGUUACAGCGUUGUAUAAACUGUUCAAAUCCGGCCAUUGUACUAAAUAAUGUGGUUCGAUGUACUCGAAAAGGCUGUUUAUUUAUCUACUGUGAUCAAUGUUUUAAUCCAAUGUGCCAUUCAGUUCAAUUUUAUAAAUAUCAUAUGAAAAAUGAUGAAAACUUAGAUUUGGAAAAGUUACGUGCGCCAAUUGUACCUCCACCAUGUAGCAAAGCAUAUCCAAAUCAACAACAAAUUUCAUUUAAAAACGAAGCAUCCUCAAUGUCUACAUUAUCCGAUAUCUCGAAUUCAUCAAUUUUCUCGAAUAUUCCCGCUACAAACAUUCCAAAUUAUCGAAAAGAUAAUAAUAAAGUACGACGUACAUUAAUUUUCGCCAAUAGUAUUAAAUCAAACACAAGUGAUAGUAUCGAACAACAGUCAUCACGUUACUCAAUAGAUAAUUCACGUGAAGUAUCACCGUCGGAUAGUCCACCACGUAUUAAAGUUAACGAUUGUAUAAUUGGUUCGAAAAAAUCUAAAAAACGAUUAAAACGAUUAUAAAAUCGAUUAAUUGAUCAGAUGGCAGAUUUAAGAAAAAAAGCUCAAGCAAUACUUCGAGUAAUAACGCUCACGGUUUUUCGAGUGAAAAUUGACUUUUAUAGAAAAAUUGAGUGACAAACUGAUGUGUUGAAUAGCAGCGGCCCAACCCGAUUUUUUGGCGACUGACCUUUUAUUUUACCUCACGGUAGAAAAAAAAGAAACCACUAGAUAGUCGCGGAAA